GACACGCUCAGUACUAAGCCCAACGUAGAGAAAAUGUUGAGCUGAUGUAGGCGCCAUGAUCGUGAAGUAGUUUCUGUGAGGAUCGUCUAACAAUUUUGCGUUUGUAGCGACUGGAGCAACUGAAGUGGACGUAAACUAAAGGAAAUUUCAGUAGUUUAACAUUAAGAUAUUAGUUAUUUUCCCGUGUCUUCAGGCAACAGUGUCUGUCUUCUCUAUUCGUCUCCAAAGCACUUGGCCUCAUACCCUUUGUCAGUCAUUACCCCUCAUCAACCUAUCAUGGAGGGAUGGUGGAAAGAAGGGGGCUGAUGAGAUGAGAAACGGUUGGCUCAGCUGAAGUUGCACGUUGUUGUUUGACAAUCAACAAUUGUUUUACAGAGUGAGUACCAGCAAGCAAAUGUUCUGAUGUGAGAAACAUGGCAGCAAGUGACAAUAUGUCUUCCAUAGAGGGAGGAGAUGGUCUAGAUCUUCCUACCCCUAACGUGAAUGAUGAAGUGGGUGAAGAACCCAUGGAGGGAACAAUUCAAGAGGAGGGUGAAGCUGUGUCGGAGUCUCCCAUCCCUCACAGCCCCACCUUGAAGGAGUCUCCGGAGGGGAAGGAUGGACAGUCGAGAAAACACCGAAACAGCUCAGAGCACCGACAUCACCACCGGAGGCACCACCACAGUAGUGGACGCCGGCGCCACAAGAGGUCUACAAGUUACGAGGAGAACCCUGAGGAGUUUGAGGGGUCGGAUGAAGAGCAGCGUGGUCUUGAGCGACUUCGCUCGGACAGUGCCAGUGAGUCUCAGCUGGAUCAGGCAGUGACUGAAAAAAGUGAAAAAAGUUCUCGUAGGAAGCACCACAGCAAGAGAAAGUCUAGUCGCAGCAGUAAUUCUCAGUCUCGACGGUCUCAUCGUGGUGCGGAUUAUUUAUCGGACAUGAAGGAGCCUCCUGGAGUGACUUCCUUUGGGAAUGAAGAGGGUCAAUAUUCAGGGAGGAGUACAUCGAAGUCAAAGAAAGAGUCACCCGGCUCUGCUGUUUCUUUAGAUGAGAGUGGUGAGGCGGAGGAUGGGGAGAUCUUAGAGGAUGGUGAGCUCGAUGAUGAUGAUGAUGACGAUGGCACCGAGCAAAUGGGAGGGGUCUAUGAAAAUCCAGGAGACCUGUCUGACGCUGUCAGACAAGAUGAAAGAGUGUCUCCGUCAAAGUCUUCCAGUAAAGAGGAGAAUCGAAGUGAAAAAAUGGACAGAAAGCGCUCUGAGCACAAGGACAGAAAGAAAAAAGAUGAGAAGGGGAAAAGAAAGAAGUAUGUGGACGUUGAUGGAGUGGAGGGAGAUAAAUCCAUACCUGCCUGGGGUUCGGGUUUUCAGGGGGCACGGCCUAAAGGUUCUAUGUAUGAGAACAAGCCCAAGGGUGGCAAACAGUAUAAUCGCCAUGGGCGCAGUGCGAAUCGACACCACAGUCCACCGGGCCUGUAUGACAGUCCGUCAUACUCUGAGGAUUCAGAGGAGGAUAUGCCUAAGUCUAUGAUUCCUGAUGGAUAUGUUGAUGCUUCAGUCGCCGCUGAUGAAAAAGAGGGUAUUUUCAAGAGCAAUGUGAGUCUCCGUAAGAAGAAAGACAAACACUUUGAGUACAGAAAGAGAGGCAGGGACCCUAGUUCAGGGAAAAUGGAUGGACCUCCAAAGAAAAAGGCUUUGAACGACUUGGCAAUGUCUGAAAGGCCAGUGUGCAAGUUUUACAUGGAAGGAAAGUGUGCAAAGGGAACUGGAUGUCAGUUUAAUCACGAUGUGGAACGUCCCAAACGCAUGGAAGUGUGCAUGUACCACUUGACGGUGAAGGGCUGUCACAAGGAGCAAUGCCAAUAUAUGCAUGAGGACUUCCCUUGUAAAUACUACCACACGGGGGCCAAGUGCUACUCUGGUGACAGGUGCAAGUUUUCCCAUGAUCCUCUCACAGAGGAGACUAGGAGAGCCCUGGAGAUGAGAGUGGCUGCGGAAGACAUCAUUGAUAUGGAUGACCCCGACUAUGGCUACGACUAUCGUGACGACUACGGCCCCCAUGAUCACGGAGGUGUAGGCAGACCCAGUCUCUUAGGAUCCCCACCCCAGAGACAUAGACGAGACAGAGGAGAUGGGAAGAAGAUCCCGUCCUUAUUUGAGAUUGAAGUGCACCCACCUGGGCAGUCCCCAAAACCAUCCCCUCAAGCAAGGCCGUCUGGUUUCUAUAACGAGACCAACUCAUCGCCUCAGCCAGGAAGUGGUGGCGUAGGGGGUCAAGGGCCAGGACCAAACCCUCCAGGGGGCGGAGGAGCCCCGAUGAACAAUCCCAACAUGGGGAUGGCCAACAACGGCGGGCCGGGAGGACCCAACAUGCCGGGUCAGCAACAACAACAACAGCAACAACCGGGCAUGAUCAACAGCAGUGCUGGUAGCAACCCAAACAUGGGUGGUCCCGGCUUGCUCCAGGCUCCAAUGGGAAGAGGGCCCAACAAUGGCGGCAUGAUGGGAGGGCCCAACAACAGCAUGAUGGGAGGCCCUGGCAAUAAUGCCGGCAACAUGAUGGGUGGCCCGAACAACAGCAACAACAUGAUGGGCGGCCCGAACAACAGCAAUAUGAUGGGUGGCCCGAAUAACAGCAACAAUAUGAUGGGUGGCCCGAAUAACAGCAACAAUAUGAUGGGCGGCCCAAAUAACAGCAACAAUAUGAUGGGCGGCCCGAAUAACAGCAUGAUGGGUGGCCCGAAUAACAACAACAAUAUGAUGGGCGGCCCAAACAACAAUAUGAUGGGCGGCCCAAAUAAUAACAUGAUGGGUGGUCCGAAUAACAAUAAUAUGAUGGGCGGCCCAAACAACGGUAACAUGAUGGGUGGCAAUCGCCCCAACAUGAUGGGCCAGGGCAUGCCGCAGAGACCCCAGCAGAGGCCUGGUGGAGGUCCUGCUGUGCAGUUCAUGACUCCGGGCAGCAAUCAGCAGCAGCAGCAGCAACAACCGCAGCAGGGGGGACAGCUCCCUCCGGUGCUCAACAUGCUGGGAGCCAUCAUACGCGAGGCAGCCAAUACCAUGCAGAAGGGCUCGUCGGGACCGAUGGGGAACAUGAACUACAACAACAACAGCAGCAACAGCAACAACAACAUGGGUCCUGGUGGCCCCAACAACAUGAGGCCUCGUAUGAUGGGGAAUGGAGGAGUGCCUCCAAACAGUAUGGGUAUGGGACCCGGUGGGAUGAACCAGGGUAUGGGGCCGAACAAUAUGGGUCAGGGGAUGGGUCCCAUGAACCAGAACAUGGGGCCUGGCAACAUGAACCAGGGCAUGGGUCCUGGAAAUGUGAACCAGGGCUUGGGCGCAGGUGGAUUGAACCAGAACAUGGGCCCAGGAGGCCCGAACCAAAAUAUGGGCCCCGGAGGCAUGAACCAGAAUAUGGGUCCUGGCAAUAUGAACAGGAACAUGGGACCUGGUGGCAUGAACCAAAACAUGGCUCCUGGGGGAAUGAAUCAGGGUAUGGGUCCCGCUGGUAUGAACCAGAAUGUGGGUCCUGGAGGCAUGAACCAAAACAUGGUUCCUGGGAGCACGAUACUUCCACCCUCCGAACCCGGUAGUGCUACUGCAACCAGUACUAACAACAGUAUGGGAGGUCCCAGACCCCCGCCGGUGUCUGCAGGACAGGAGGUGGGUUUCAUGGAUAUGGACUACAGGAUCAAGCCGGACUUUGAUGGGGACGGGAGAGUGGAACAGCGUAUGAAUACGGGAGAGACGAAUGAGAUGGGAGACACCGACCACAGGGUGAAGGAGAAGGAGGUGACCGAGGAAGAUGAGGAUGAUGAGGAGAACAGCAAGGAUCUAAAAGAGCUGGAUAAGAUUCGGCAGCAGAUUCAGGCGCAGAUUGAUAACGCUUCAGAUGGAGAGGAGGAGGAGGAGGAAGAAGGAGAGAACGAGGAUGAAGAGAUGGCGGAGGAUGGCUCUGUCUUACCUAAGAAGGAAGAGCUGAGCCCGGAGAGGAUGGACGAGUCUGGUCAAGAAAUAAAAGAUGAGAAAGCGGCAAUAAAAGCAGAAGUUGAGGCAGAGAUGGCCAACAUUGAGGUACCAGCACAUUUACCAAAGAAGCAACGAGAGCUGUUCAUAAGGAUUCAACAACAACAGUUGAUGCGGGAGAAGGAGAAAGAGAAACAGGAAGCUGCCAAGGCAGCAGAGGACUCUGAAGUGAAAGAGGAAGCAGCGGAUGAUUGGUACUCCAGUGAUGAGGAAGGAGACAAUCAGAAGGCGCCAAACUUGACAGAUGUCCUGAAGAAGCUGUCCAAAGAUACUCUGCCAGUAUCCAGCUCAGAAGGGUCUGUUGUCAAACAAGAAGUGCCUGACACUAGCUCAGCUUCAGCUGCUCCUGCCACGACCUCAACGGGCUCUAUGUUCAACAUCAUGCAAAUGAUCAAUGCCAUCAAAAAGCAGAGUAGCACCUCCUCUGCCAAGCUCCCUACGGACACUAUUACUUCUACUCAGGCUCCCGGCUCUCCAAAAAGUCCUACUGACAGCGAAGGAAAGCCAUUUCAGUUGCCAUCAGCAUUAUUGCAACAGCUUCCAGCAUUGACUGUGGACCCUCCAGUGGUCAGUGCCCGUCCUCUAAAUCCGCUCAAGUAUGCCGUUGUGAAAAUUGCUUUGAAUAUGCCUAAGCCGUACACACAACUUCCCAAGGGGGUCAAUGCCUCUGACCCCUCGUACAAGAGUGACCCCAGGGUCAAAUGGUAUCUGCAGUAUCUGGAGAAACAGCUUCAGUCCGCACCCAAAGAAGUGGUGAGGCGGCCUAGCGUCGAUACGGAAAAACCCAGCAAGCCUGUGGACCCUCGCCUGAAGAAAGUCCCCACCGACCCCAGGCUAGCCAAAGCGGCUGCAGACUCAGGUUCAGGUGAUGUGUCUCGACCGACGGACCCGCGUCUUCAACGAGCCCAGGCGCAAGGCAGGCCCACCGAUCCUCGGCUGGCACGCCAGGCCGGGGCGAACCUCGACCCCCGGCUCAAUCGUCAGAACAGUCAGGAUCCCAUGGGCAAUAUGGGGAUGAUGGGCGGUCAGAUGUCCAGCCCGAUGGCUGGCUCGGGCGGAGUAAUGAACACCGGUGGCAUGGGCAUGGGAGGUCCCAUGAACAACAUGAACUCCAUGGGCAACAUGAUGGGCGGCAUGCCGAACAGCAUGGCUGGGGGCAUGAACAGCGGCAUGAACAACAUGGGCAGACCCAUGAACAAUCAGAUGGGCGGCCCCAUGAACAACCCGAUGGGUGGCCCAGGCAUGAUGGGUGGCCCUGGACCCAUGAACAACCCCAUGGGCGGUCCUGGACCCAUGAACAACCAGAGGGGCAGUCCAGCUAUGAACAACCAAAUGGGUGGUCCUGCCAUGAACAACCCUAUGGGUGGUGGUUCCAUGAACAACAUGAUGGGUGGUGGACCUAUGAAUGUCAUGAAAUCCAGGAUGAACAAUCCUAUGCGACCUUUCCAAGGCGGACCUGUGAAUGCCCCAAUGGGUGGUCCCAUGGGUAAUAAUAUGAACAGGAUGGGCAAUCCCAUGAACCCCAUGGGAGGUCCCAUGAAUGCUAUGGGAGGUCCCAUUGGUGGAAACCAGAACAUGAAUCGUAUGGGAGGGCCUCAAGGCCCAGGUGGUGGAAUGGGUGGCCCCGGUCCCGUGGGGCCACAAGGCAUAAUGGGAAGUGAUUCAGGAGACCGGCGGAUGGCUGGAGAUUUCCACAACCCGUCUGACCCAAGACUGGGAGGUGGCCAGAGACCGCCGAAUGACCCACGAGUCAAAAUCAAAGCUUCGGAACCGAAUAAGAAUGAUCCCCGAACAAAUAGGAGAGACCCACGCAUGGGCCCUGUUAGUAUGGACGAAAGUGAUUCGGAUAUCAGAAUGCUCUCGAGUGAUCCUAGCAGUGGGUCAAAGUCAAAUAAUCUACAGAGGCCGGGUGGCAGCUUCAGCAAUAGUUCAAAGGACUUUAGCCAGUCUGGCAACUUCCCCCCUCCUCCUCUCCCGGAUCCCAUGAUGGAUCUUCCUAUAGGAGACGCUGAUCUCCGACUGGGUCUUGGCACCCCACCUACCUCCUCGUCUUCUUCCACCCCACCGCCAGACUCCAUGCAAGACUUUGACUCAGAUCUUCCAAAACCUGCUCAGAAGUUUGACCAUCGCAAUGAUCCUCGCUUCAAGCGGGUGAAACGUUCUACCAGCCAGCUCAAGAACUCUGUGGAGUAUAACUCUCCUCUGGGCAGUGCGGAAGAAGUCAUGGUCAGUGAAGAAGGUGAUGGCUCACAGUUCAGUAACUACAACAAACCCCGAUUCCCCCCAGGGAAAGAUCCCCGCUCAAGGAAUGUCCCUAGCCCUUCCCUUCCCGACACAUUACAUGACUUUGAGGCCCAGGGCCCACCACCUCCUAUGGAGGCUGAACCGGCUUUGAAAGUCAAAGAUUUAUUUAAGACCAUCGAUCCUACUGCAUCUCCAUUUUGUUGACACGAGAUGAUCCCACCAGUUUGUUUAUUGUGUACCUAACGGCAUGUGUUUUUUGUUUUUUUUUAAAUCAUUCACUCUUGUAGUAUUAUUUUGUUCAUAAACGUUAUUGUUUUCCCUGCUGAUCUCAUAUGUGCUCGUUGUGAGACUUAGUAUGGAACCACGCCAAUGAAACAUUUUGAUUAUAAAUUGAAAUACA
Molecule: messenger RNA, 6648 nt
Organism: Aplysia californica (California sea hare)
Lineage: Eukaryota; Metazoa; Mollusca; Gastropoda; Aplysiida; Aplysiidae
Product: neurogenic protein mastermind
Exons: 15
Coding region: 414-6452 (2012 amino acids)
Biological process (GO): negative regulation of DNA-templated transcription
Cellular component (GO): nucleus
Molecular function (GO): RNA binding; metal ion binding
Source: RefSeq, a predicted model, not a curated record